UGCCGUGUGCAAUCCACAAGUAAUAGGAAGUCUAUAAUUUCUACGUGUGAGCCAUUAUUCUAGCUAAUUUGCCUUGUUUCAAAUAAAACUAAUACUGAAACUAAAACUGGUGUACCUUCUAAGUAUAAACUAUAAUAACAAUAAAAUAGAUGUGUCUAUGAGUUUGGUAAAUGUAGAUCUGGAUUCUAUACAUCUCCUUAGAGUACCUAUGCGACUGUAUUAGGAAACGGUUGUACUUCUGCUCUUACAUGACAAAAGCUGAUGAUCGACAUCAGGAUGUAUAAUCUGUUCAGUGAAGACGUUGAAGAUCGACACCAGGAUGUAUAAUCUGUUCAGUGAAGACGUUGAAGAUCGACACCAGGAUGUAUAAGCUGUUCAGUGAAGACGUUGAAGAUCGACACCAGGAUGUAUAAGCUGUUCAGUGAAGACGUUGAAGAUCGACACCAGGAUGUAUAAGCUGUUCAGUGAAGACGUUGAAGAUCGACACCAGGAUGUAUAAGCUGUUCAGUGAAGACGUUGAAGAUCGACACCAGGAUGUAUAAGCUGUUCAGUGAAGACGUUGAAGAUCGACACCAGGAUGUAUAAGCUGUUCAGUGAAGACGUUGAAGAUCGACACCAGGAUAUAUAAGCUGUUCAGUGAAGACGUUGAAGAUCGACAUCAGGAUGUAUAAUCUGUUCAGUGAAGACGUUGAAGAUCGACACCAGGAUGUAUAAGCUAUUCAGUGAAGACGUUGAAGAUCGACACCAGGAUGUAUAAGCUGUUCAGUGAAGACGUUGAAGAUCGACACCAGGAUAUAUAAGCUGUUCAGUGAAGACGUUGAAGAUCGACACCAGGAUGUAUAAGCUGUUCAGUGAAGACGUUGUGGGGUUUACUUUUUAUGCCUACAGAACUCCAAAUAAUGCUGUCAAUCAGGUUUUGGAUGAGGCAAAGUCAAGAGAUCCCAACAUUGAUAAGGAAGAGAUCGACUCAAGGAACUCGAAUGGGAACACUGCCCUCAUGUUAGCAGUUGAAAAAAGAGAUUUGGGAACCUGUCAGUUCCUGCUCGAGCAUGGGGCGAAUCCUAACGUCUUGCGGUCAAAAGAGGGCGAUUGUACUGCCCAUAAAUUGUACAAUACAGAGUUGAUCAGAUUGCUCAUAAGGCAUGGAGCAUUAUUCUCAUGCAGCGAAGGCCUAGAGGCUUUGGGGAGAGCUGUUUCAUGUAGCAUGUACGAGGAGAUCAUUGCAGGGGAAAACAAACGAUCGCAGACUGAAACUGAAGAAGAGUUUGAAACAGAUUUAAUUGUUGCCAACCAUCAUGGUAGAGAUGACCUCGUGACCAAACUCAUACAAAACAAAGUAUCUUUAGGGUUAACCAUUUUGCACACGCGCUCACCAGAUUUGUUAAAAAAACUGAUCUCAGCAGGCGCUGAUAUCAACUUCACAGAUACUUAUGGCAGCACCGCUCUUCAUAAAGCUGCCUUAUUCGGUCGAUUCGAUAUUGUACAACUUUUAGUUGAAGGAAAGGCUCAUUUAGACCCAGUAGAUCUGGACGGAAAUACACCCCUUCUUCUUUCGAUACCAACCUCUAAUGUUAUAAUCACUAAAGGUUGUUGUCUCCUACUUAGAUCAGUUGACAAAACGAAUUAUAAACAAAUAAUUUCAUAUCUGAUUGAAAAAAAUUGCAAUAUCAACUGCGCCAAUUCAAAAGGAGAGACUCCUUUAUUUAAACUAGUAAAAUCUGGUUUCUUGGAACAAAUCAAAGAGGUUAUUGCGAAAGGUGCAGAUAUUAAUUUUGUAACAUCCUCUGGAGACAACGCUUUACACUUGGCUAUAAGGGAAAACAAAAUUGAGAUAGUUGAAUGUCUUAAGGAAAACAAAGUUGAUGUUAAUAUCUUGACCACUAAUGGUGUUUCCCCUCUAAUGUUGGCACUUCAAAUAGGUAAUGACUAUGUUGCUACUUUGUUGAUUAAUGCAGGUGCAGAUGUGAACUGUAAAGAUGAUCUAGGACAGAGCGCCUUAAUUAAAGCAAUUUCAGGGAUUUACAAAUGGGCCAGUUGUGAAAGUGAAAAACAAAAAUACUUUAAAAUAGCAGAAGCUUUAAUAAAAGCAGGGGCCGAAGUGAACUGCACUGACUCCAUUCCAGCAUUGAUUCUCUGCUUAGAAAAUGAAAACUUUGACUUGGUCAAACUUCUCAUUGACCGAGGUUGUAAUGUCAAUGUUAGAAACAAAAAGAUGUUGACAGCUUUAAUGAUCUCUGUUGACAAGAAUCAGAAAGAUAUCGUUGAGAGGCUAUUGCAGGCAGGAGCGGAUGUCAAUGACACAGACUCUGAAGGAAACACGGCUCUUAUGAGAGCUGUGGUGAAAGAAACAAAAGACUAUCAAACGAGAGGACACUACCAAGUAAUUGUUCCAGUGCAAAAAUAUCUUGAGGACUCUGACGCAUUGUCAAUAGUACAUCUCUUACUUAAAUAUAACGCUGGGGUCAACGUUUUCAACAAAUAUAAAGAAUCAGCUCUAACCAUUGCUAUGAAAAGACCCACUGGAGACGUAGCCAAACUACUUAUUCAGAACGGAGCUGAUGUUAACAUUUAUGCAUCACCCUGUGAAGCGCCUUUGUUGAUAGCGGCAGCUAAAUUUGACUGUGCUGUUGUACAAGAAAUUAUGAAUUCUGUAAAAGAAGUCGAUCUCGUAGAUAAGAACGGAAACACAGCGUUGAUGAUCUUCUUAAAACAUUCACGCGGAUAUUGGAAGGCAGAUGAAUGCUUCAGACUGGUCAGCUCUUUCGUAGAGCGCAAUGCUAAGAUUGAUCACGUCAAUAAGCAGAAAGAAUCUCCGCAACAUUGUGAAAUAUCUUCUCCAUCAUGGUGCAAAUGCUAACCAUUUUGAUGGUGAUGGUAAUCCAGUGUUAUUUAGUGCAGUGAAGAUAAAUAAUGAAGAUGUUGUAGCAAUGCUUAUAGACCACGGAGCCGAUGUAAGAGCAUUGGGUUACAGGGCUAGAACGGCUCUAGUGGUCAGCUUGUUAAGCCAUGAACCUAAAAGUUUUCCAUUCGAAAAUGUUACAGAGGAGGGCCCUCUUUUUAAAAUAAUUCGACUGCUAGUUGAAAGCGGGGCUGAUGUUAACACACGAAGUGAAGACAAUGAAACACCAAUCCUUCUUGCAGCCUACUUAAACCAAUUAGCUGUAGUGAAAUAUCUUUUGGGAAAAGGGGCUGAUGCUAACGAUGAAGGACUCUGCCAAAGCUUGAUAAGUUCUUUCAAAAAGACGGAAAAAUCAAAAGAAAGGGAAGUUAAGCAAUUCUCAAAUAACAGCAUGCAGACCCCACCCUCUUUACAUUCAUAUAGCACAAGCUACAUGCCAACGAUUCUGGAACAAAAAAUAAUAUACCUCUCACCUAAACGAAAUCACACACCAUUACAAGUUGCGUUGAUAAUGGAACACGAAGAAAUGGUGUACUUUGUCCUAGAGACAGGUGCAGACAUUUAUGUACGUGAUUCACAGGGGAAUGAAGCUCUUCAUUACGCAGCGAGCUGCGCCAACAAAAAAAUACUGGGUUAUUUUGUAAACAAAUUUCAUGCAGAUGAUGCUGGCCACUGCAAAAGUAUUAAGAAAAUGAAACUUAAUUUUAAUUUAGACACAAGAAAUCAAAAAAAUGAAACUGCUCUAUUCAUCGCUGUGAAACGUAAUAGGCAAUCGAACGUGAAAAUACUAAUAAAAGCCGGAAGUGAUUUGAACGCAAAAUCCUGUUCCUGUCAAACACCAUUAGCCUUGGCUUUGUUUUGUGGUUUUGAUGAGAUAGCUCUUUUGUUGAUGCAACAUGGCAGUGACUUAAACAAUAUUAAUAAGCAUUGCAAUAAUGCGUUUCAGUUAUCUGUACAACACAGAUGUCUCUUAUCAUUUCACUGGUUAAUGGCUGCUGGUAUCAAUAUUUUUGAAAGAAAUCAUGUUGGAGGUACAGUUUUGCAUUAUUCAACAACCGUGGAAAUAGCAAAGUCUUUGCUGACUGCAGGGCUACCUAUAAACGGUAGAGACAGAUUUGGCAGAUCACCGCUGCACGUAGCAGUUUUAAACGGAAAUGUGGAUCUGGCAAUUUAUCUUCUGGAUAACGGAGCCAUGGUGAAUUCACAAACGUCUUUCGGAAAUACGCCCCUGCUACUAGCAACUAAGUUUUGUAAAAUACCCUUGAUAAGAAUAUUGCGAAACUACAACGCAGACGUCAAUAUGCAGAACAAACUCGGUUAUUCCCCUUUGCUUGUAGUCUCAAAGCAAAUAUUCCAUGGGGAUUGUAAGGAAGACACAUUGUUUGAAGAAAUUUUUGCUUUUCAGCCAAAUUUAGAUUUACAAGAUAAUCUUGGGCGAACUGCUCUGAUGUUUUUAGCAGGGAACCUAAGGUGGGAAUUUCGUAAACUCACAUCAAGUGGAGCUGAUGUAAACAUCAAAGACAAACAGAAAAGGUCAGCUUUAAUCUACUUUUUAAUGACCAAGUCUGAGAUCAAGGACUUUAACAAAUUUAUAUAUUUUAGCCUCCCUUGUCGUGAAGAUGCAUCUUUUAGAGUAAGAAGCCAAACAAAUUUAGAUCUGUGUCUCGAUACAAAAUACAAAUAUUUAUUGGAACAGUUCGCCUAUAGCAAAAAAUUGGACGAAACCAAUGCCCCUCUCAGCAUAGAAAAUUUGAGUCUUUUUCUGUGCAACGGUUUCGCCUACAACCUUGAAGAAUGUUAUUUCAAACAUUGCAAUGUGGAAACAUUUUUAAAAAAUGAUCAUCUUGGUGCGAUACAAAUAUUAAUUGCUACUUGUUACCUAUCGAGUAAGGACCUUAGAACAAUAUUGUCAUACAACAGAAAUACUUACGGGUUUGUGAGUCAUGAUAUGCACAGUCUUCUCACGGAAGCCAGUCAAAAUCCUUGGCCUUUGGCUAAACUAGCAUUCGUUGCAGUUUCUAGCCAGAUAGUCCAGAAAGGGAAAAACAUUUGGAACAGUCUUUUAUUCCAGAGACUAUUCAGGAAAUGUUCAAGUUUCAAACUAAGCUAGCAAGGUUGCCAGUGAAUUUGUGGGAGAGCAUUCCAUUAUGUUUUGACCCAACUCAAUAUGAGCAACGUCCAAUUCCCAGGCCUUUGCUUUAUUAUUGGCCUAUUGGUGAGAAUUUUGUAAAAACUCAAAUGGCUAAUGACUAGCAAUGAGAUUAUGUAAUUUGUAUUGUAAACAUUUGUUUAAUAACCGAAAAUAAUAAUUCAGAAGAAAAAAGAGUGAACAAUUUCAGAGUUAUUAACUUACGAAAAAAGUAACUUUUCAUAGCUAGACUGUCAUGUGUGGAUUUAAUGUUUAGAUUUUCUUGUCAUCUUCCUCUAGAUUGGUCGGUAGUCUUACAUUAACAUUGUUGUAACUGCUUUGCACAGGCUCUUGUAGUGCGCAACAGCUCACCAUUUAGAUAAGCCUGGGUUGUAGGUUCUAGAAGUUAUCAAGAAAGUGUUUGUAAGGUUGGUUCCCAUUCGUUGACCUUUCUUUUAUUUCAUAAAUGUAACAAGUCUUGACAAAAGCUGAAGGUUUGAUAAUGACACCAUCUAUGAAACUUAUAAUGAAAAUGAAAAAAAAGAGGCUUUGACAGUUGAUCCUGCACGCAAUGACUUGAGGACCUGAUUAACCAAUACUUGACAUUUGUCAGGACUUUGAUUAUUUAAUUGUUUUUAUUAAGUUGUCUAGGCAUUAAAAAUGUUAUUUUGACUUGCAA
This is a messenger RNA of Biomphalaria glabrata, 5706 nucleotides long. RefSeq names its product putative ankyrin repeat protein RF_0381. Gene Ontology annotation, molecular function: protein binding. NCBI's taxonomy places the organism in Eukaryota, Metazoa, Mollusca, Gastropoda, Planorbidae. The transcript has 2 exons. The record is from RefSeq and is a predicted model, not a curated record. The coding region runs from base 836 to 2857 and encodes 673 amino acids.